AUGGGUAUCCAUGAAGAUGCUCGCAGAGGGACUUUGACCGAGGCAAGGCUCGAAAAGUACCUCGAGGCAGAUUGGACUAUUCUCGACCAGCGAGACUCGGUCGAAGGUGUGACACCACUUGGGGCUGCCACGGUAGGAGGACAGGCCGACGAGGUCCUGUUGCUUCUCAAAAGCGGGGCAAAAGCAGACAUUCUCUCCAGAGAUGGUGCAACACCUCUCCUCCUUGCCGCAUCAAGAACGGAGAAGAACCGUGCUCGCAUCAUCCAAUUACUCCUGGCGAAGACGCCUUCCAAUGCCAUUGACGCAACAACCGCAGCAGUCGGAAACAAUACACCAUUGAUGUUCGUUGUGCUGAAGAAGGAUGCCGAAUCCAUCAGGCUACUCCGAAAGGCCAGAGCAUCAGUGACACUGACAAACGAUGAUGGUCACACCGCGAAAUUCUUGGCCGACAAUACUUACGACAGGGUUGUUAUCCGCGCCCUCAACCCAGAGAAGGAGCAGAGUGACUUCUCCAAGUUAAUCGACAUGGUUGUCGGACUACUCCUGUUUGUUGUUGCAUGGGUCAACAAGGUCGCUGAUGAUGUCAUCCGUCGGGCGUAUGGUAUACAUAUCGACCUCAACGAGGCCUGGGACCAGGCUGUGAACCGUGGCGAGGAUCCAACCACGGUCGAAUUCGUGGAAAAGGUCGACGAGGUUGUCAAGGACUCCCCCAUAGAGCGUUUCUUCGAAGGCAAGGAAGACUUUGUCCGUGAAGUGGCAAAGAACGCUGUCGAGUUGCAAAAUGACACGACGACAUCUCUCGGCAGCCCAGAGCUUUUGCCCAAGACUAUCAAGGUGUCAUUGCAUCAACAAGUCAUCUAUUGCGAUGACAGCGGCUCUAUGAGACGCGAAGAUCGCUGGGAUUCUCAAACAAACCUCGUUGAGCGCAUUGCCAAGGUCACCACUCGGGUCCUCCCUGAGGGUGAAGGCGUUGCUCUUCGAUUCAUCAAUCAGGACGUGCCCAACUCGUCGAAUCUGAGCCUCGAAGAUGUUGCCAAUAUCCUGGGACCCAUGAAGUGGUCGAAUAGUGGGAAUACCGAUAUCGGCACCAACCUGAGAUCCAAGAUCCUGCAGCCGCUUGUCUACGACAAGCUCGAGUCGGUGCCGAGGAGGCUCGAGAGACCACUGCUCAUCUCUAUUCUCACCGAUGGUGGGCCUGAACCGGAGCCAGAACCUACGUUGAAAAAUGCCAUUGUAGAGUGCAGCCAGCGGCUGGAUGCUGCCAAUUAUCCCCGCGAAAGCGUGAAGUUUAUGAUCGGUCAAAUUGGGACUUCGAAAUUCGCGACAAGGUUCCUGCAGACUAUCAGAGAGAGUGCAGAGAUUGCGGAUAUGGUGUACUGUACUUCAGAUCAACUCGAUGAAAGAUUCAAAAGGGAGUAUGACAACCAAGCCAAUCUAGAUCGAUGGCUAAUCGAGACCUUGUUCGAGCCACUCAAAGACCGGAAGACGAAGUUGGAGGGGUGGUCUUGA
Messenger RNA from Fonsecaea pedrosoi CBS 271.37, 1509 nucleotides. RefSeq lists its product as uncharacterized. The record is from RefSeq and is a predicted model, not a curated record. The coding region runs from base 1 to 1509 and encodes 502 amino acids. Gene Ontology annotation, molecular function: protein binding. The transcript is spliced from 6 exons. Lineage: Eukaryota; Fungi; Ascomycota; Eurotiomycetes; Chaetothyriales; Herpotrichiellaceae.